GCUCCGGCAGCAGCGGAAGAGGCGGCGGUGGCGGCAGCUCCCAAGGCUGGUCAGGAAUCAGGGCAGACCGGAGUGCCCGGCCCGGCCCGGCCCAUACGCGCUCAGCUCCGAAGAGUUCCCUGGAACCCUCAACCAUGGCAGAAUACGGGACCCUCCUACAGGACCUGACUGACAACAUCACUCAUGAGGACCUGGAACAGCUUAAGUCUGCCUGCAAAGAAGAUAUCCCAAGUGAGAAGAGUGAAGAGAUCACUACUGGUAGUGCCUGGUUUCACUUCCUUGAGACCCACAAUAAAUUGGAUAAAGACAACCUCUCCUACAUAGAACACAUCUUUGAGAUUUCAAGGCGACCAGACCUGCUCACUAUGGUGGUUGACUACAGGACCCGUGUGCUAAAGAUCUCUGAGGAGGAUGAGCUGGACACUAAAUUGACCCGCAUUCCUAGUGCCAAGAAGUACAAAGACAUCAUCCGACAGCCCUCAGAGGAAGAAAUCAUCAAGCUGGCUCCCCCACCAAAAAAGGCUUGAAGAAGGAGGAAGAGGAAGAGGAGGAAGGUUGGACCUUCAGUGGACCACCCCCAUCCUCCUGGGAGGGGGCAGGGGCAAGCACUGCACCACCACCUCCUUCCCUACCUAUCACUAACCUGGUCUUAACCACUCCCAAUUGUGUGUGUGCGCGAGUGUGUGUGCGCACACGCUCUGGCUGUCUGUCUGUCCGUCUAGCUCGCCUAGUCCCCCCUCCCUGGGGGGGGCAGGGUAUGGGGUCUCAGUCCCCCCCCACUCUAGGGGGAGGUGGGGGCUAUUUCUAUGCAAAUAGAAAUUAGCACAUUCCCCCUGCAUCUCCCACUUCCACUCCCUUACCUCUCUUUUCCCUCCACAAAAAAGUCUAGGAGCAGAGGGGGGGUAAUUUUUCCCACUGAAAUGAGGAAAGAUAGGGAUGAUGGAAACAAAGAAUGUUGAGGGAUUGAGAAGGGCCCUGAACAGGCUGAAAAGAGAGAAUGGAAGGCAAGAGUAAAGUAGCAGUUCUAGGUCAAUGUGGUCCAAGAGUGGAGCUGAGCUCCCCACAUGGGGAGGAUUCAGUAAGGUUAAACUUCAUGCACAUCCCCUCAGUGUUCUCCCUCCAUUCUCUAACAGGAUGGAAGGUCAUGAAUAAAGCCCUUUUUACUUCUCUCUCACUCACAUGAGAUGGGUGUAAGAGUUCUCUAAAGUUGAAGUCCCUUUUGCGCUCCACUCUAGACAGGCAGAGGAAGUGGGUAGCCAAAGUUGAGGAUGAUAAAAGCAGGUGCCCCUCCUUUGCUCCUUCAUCCCUCUUCAGUGACUGUUUCACAUUAUUAUCCUGAGCCUAAGAAAGGGGGAGGGGAGAUCCCUAUCCUCAAUCAGUCUUCUCCCCUGGAGAAAUAUUCCCACCCUAGGCCCAAGAGACAGGAUAGGAGCCCCCACCAUAGAUUUAUAGGGAAUUGCCCCUAUCACUUCGAAUUUGGCAAGCCCUCAGGCAAUAGAGAAGAGGGGAGAAACUACAGUAUUUCCUUUUGCACUAAUCCUAGGCCCCUAGGCAAGAGACCUGGCUCAGUGUGGGAGGGGGAGCACUGCUAUCACUCCCACUUGGCCCCAUUUCCUGGCCCCUUGGGUUUAUGGCCACUUCCUAGCCAAACCACUAGGGGGUACUGACCCCAGCCUGUGGACCCCAAGAUGCCCUUCCCUACCCUGACCGUGCUAACUGUGUGUACAUAUAUAUUCUACAUAUAUGUAUAUUAAACCCGCACUGCCAUGUUUGCCCUUUUGUGGUUUCUAGCGUUAACUUAUUGUCUAGGUCAGACCAGAGAGCUUGGGGAAAGGGGGGAGGGUUAGGGUGGCAAAGAAGGGCUGUAAGAGCCAAAACAGAAAAGGAGGGCAGUGAAAAAAAAAAUUAUAUUCUUGCCCAGAGUUGAUUAGAGUAAGUUUUUGAGCCUGCUGCUCCUAUUGAGGAUGAGUAGAAAGUGGGAGGGAUUAUCUAGUGACUAGAAAAGGGAAGAAGCCAGAGGGCUGGAGGUUAUCUGUUACCCCAAAUAUCCCAAUCUCUAUACCCACCUCCCUACUCCUGCCACUGCUGCAGACACCUGCCUUAACAAACACCUCUACACACUCCGCAGUUUUGCCUUAAGGACCUUCCUGAAAGCCCUUAGUCCUAUCUGGCUUCUCCCUAAGAGUUAAGAGGACAAUAGCUCCUUUUCCUCAAAGCAAACAGGAGAUUGGUGAGACUAGAAAGGGAACUGAACUCUUAUUUCCUGUGUUAGGGGGUAACAUAAUGUUGGGGUAGGAGGGGGUGUCACCCCACCCUUCACUGAGAGGGAAGUGGGGAGGGGAUGAAGGCAGGGUCACCUUAGGUAAAAUUCCCUGUCCCUUGGUUUUUUGAAGACAGAUUAAAAAAAACAUACUAACCCACCCUCCCACUAUUCUGCACUGCAGUGAGAGUCACCCCAUUUCCUUGUGCCCCUCUGUCUGCAGUGUGCACGGCCUUGUUCUAACCCUGGAAUAAAGGUGAUUGUAUUGAAAACAA
This is a messenger RNA of Gracilinanus agilis (Agile Gracile Mouse Opossum), 2535 nucleotides long. RefSeq names its product proliferation and apoptosis adaptor protein 15 (gene PEA15). Gene Ontology annotation, biological process: MAPK cascade; negative regulation of extrinsic apoptotic signaling pathway via death domain receptors. NCBI's taxonomy places the organism in Eukaryota, Metazoa, Chordata, Mammalia, Didelphimorphia, Didelphidae. The record is from RefSeq and is a predicted model, not a curated record. The transcript is spliced from 4 exons. Gene Ontology annotation, molecular function: protein binding. The coding region runs from base 135 to 527 and encodes 130 amino acids.